CAAAACUAUUUUCUUAAAUCGAAACUUGGGAUGGCCGGGCAGCUAAAUUUUCUCUACUUGAUGUUUGGUUGCUGAGAAUGGUGGGAAAAGAAAACUUCCAAUCUCCCACAUCCCAUUUAACCCUUUUAAUUGCUUUUCCUCAUAGUUUUUCUCCGCAACCAAGACAAGCCCUUUCGGGAUUUUGCUGAAUCAAAUAAAACCCUAAGUAGUUAUUUACAGUUCCUCAUAAGUUGAUUCGUCAAGCUUCUUCCUUUUGCUUUCUGAACUCUUGUUGUUUCAGACACAAGGAAAGUAUUUUAAAAACACUUUUGUAGGUUAAAUCUAGCCAAGAAAUGCGUGCAAGCAGUUUGGUUGCAGAGUCACUGUGGAAAAGCAUUGAAUCAACUCGUUCAGGUCUAUAUAUUUGUAAUUUUGCUCUUUUGACUCAUAAUCUCAGUGUAGAAUUUCUCAUGUUCACUUGCACGAAUGAUUUCAUUACAGUGAGUGAGGAUCAGCUCUCAACCUUGUACUUCUUGUUUGGUAAAAAUUUGGAGAAAGCAACUAGAAUCGUUGAUCAAAAGGGUGUCAAGACGAUCUCUGGUGAGCCUAGCAGCCGAUUCAUCUUUCAGGUUAUGGGAGAAUCACGGAGGAAAGAGGAGUAUUACUGUUUUGCAGAACAUUAUUGUGCCUGUUACUCAUUCUUCUAUGACAUUGUGAACAAGGGAGAGCAACUUUUUUGUAAGCAUCAGUUAGCUGCAAGGCUUGCUGCGGCACUGGGAGCAUGCAUUGAAAUUAAGGUAUCUGAUGAGCAGCUGGCCCUAUUGCUUGCAAAACUCUAACUUCUGCGGAUUGAAAUCUCCAUUUUCGAAUUUAGACAUGAGGUAGUGUUUGAAGAGACACAAUCAGAAGCAUUGAUUGAUUGUCUGUAGGAUGUAAGAUAUAUUUGUAUCUACGCCUGGCAUGUUCAUGUUUAAGAUUUAUGUAUGUUAUGUGGAAGCUUUAGAAUGUAUAUGACUAGUUACACAAAAGGAGAUGACUAUUUCUUAGUUUUGAUGGAAUGAUUGUAUUUACUUGCCUUUGCAGCACCUACUGCUUCUAGUUCCUACUCAUCACCGGUGCAUUGUAUGUGGGGGAAAACUAGGACCACAUUGGAUCUUAUUCUUUAGUUAUUCUUAA
Molecule: messenger RNA, 1155 nt
Organism: Pistacia vera
Lineage: Eukaryota; Viridiplantae; Streptophyta; Magnoliopsida; Sapindales; Anacardiaceae
Product: zinc finger SWIM domain-containing protein 7
Exons: 4
Coding region: 333-818 (161 amino acids)
Biological process (GO): double-strand break repair via homologous recombination
Cellular component (GO): Shu complex
Molecular function (GO): zinc ion binding
Source: RefSeq, a predicted model, not a curated record